AUGUCAAUUUUUAUAUAUAUUUCGCCUUUUGCUCGUAAAGCUGUAAGAAUAUUUAGUGUAGGAAUCAGAGCUUUCUGUACUAUACACAUUACAAAUGAAUACAUAAUAGAAAUCACUCAGUGUCUAGGACCCUCAAUGCUUCCAACUCUAAAUAUGGUUGGAGAUUUUAUUGCAUUGGAACGCAUAACUCAUCGAUUAAAACUUCUUGAAAUCGGGGAUGUGGUUGUUUGUGUUACUCCUACGGAUCCUUGGAGAUCAGUUUGUAAACGCAUUUUAGGAAUGCCAGGGGACCGAGUGUGCAUUGAUCCAACAGCAGCCAAUCGUAGAUAUAUUACUGUACCUUCUGGCCAUAUUUGGAUACAAGGUGAUAAUAUGAGUAAUUCCACCGACUCUAGAAACUAUGGCCCUGUACCUUAUGCUUUAAUCAAGGGAAGAGUAUUUGCAAGAGUUUGGCCGAACCCUUGUUGGGUGAAGAACGGGCUUGUUUCGCUCGAUGUUUUUAAAUAA
Dentiscutata erythropus is the source of this 507-nucleotide messenger RNA. The record is from the annotation of a GenBank genome assembly. Lineage: Eukaryota; Fungi; Glomeromycota; Glomeromycetes; Diversisporales; Gigasporaceae.